AUGAAUGUCAAUAAAGAAAAUCCUAAUAAAGAAAAUCCUAAUAAAGAAAAACAGGUUCAAAAUGUUGAUAACAAAAUUUUGGAUGAUCGUGCGUCCUCGUUUAGUAGUGAUUGUAAAGUAGUACAGAAAAGCGUCCAGGCUAAUUUUGAAACCAAUUUUGGUCGUAUGUCGGUCGAUGUGUUGAGGUUCUUGUGUCAUGAGUUGGAGAUUGCUGAAUCGGGUUCUAAACAGGAUCUGGUUAAUCGUUUGGUUAGCGAGAGUAAGAGAAGGGAAGUGUCUGGUGACGCUUCCAAUGAGAAGAAUAAGGCUUUUGCUAGUGGUGAGGGUGCUUCCGCACCUAUGUUUGGCAGUGUUGGUUCUUCACUUUUUGAGCCAGUGGCUGGUUCUACUAGUAGUACGGGUGAUGUUAGACCUGGGGAAAAAAGGUUUGUCUCGAAUACAUUAGGUAAUGAUCAAUAUCAACAAACCGCUUGGUUCCCGAAUAAAACUCUAGGUUCUUGUGAAAGUAAGAGACCUAGAAUGGCGCAAGAACAAAGUUUCACCAGAUAUGAGCUUCAAGAUAAGCAAGUGCAAACGCCGUUUUUUCAGGGAGUACAGCCUCUUUUGCCUACAUUGGUUCAGCCUCAACCAUUUGUACAACUGUUGUGGCAUCAGGCUCCUUUCCAGGCAAUGGGAUCUGGUCCUGUUAGUUUUGGAGAGCAGUAG
Cetraspora pellucida is the source of this 705-nucleotide messenger RNA. The record is from the annotation of a GenBank genome assembly. NCBI's taxonomy places the organism in Eukaryota, Fungi, Glomeromycota, Glomeromycetes, Diversisporales, Gigasporaceae.